This is a messenger RNA of Diceros bicornis minor, 1296 nucleotides long. RefSeq names its product elaC ribonuclease Z 1 (gene ELAC1). The transcript has 6 exons. Gene Ontology annotation, molecular function: 3'-tRNA processing endoribonuclease activity. The record is from RefSeq and is a predicted model, not a curated record. Lineage: Eukaryota; Metazoa; Chordata; Mammalia; Perissodactyla; Rhinocerotidae. Gene Ontology annotation, cellular component: nucleus. Bases 76 to 1224 code for a protein of 382 amino acids.
GCUGCGGGCCUGGGGGAGUGGGACAAGAGUUGCAGACCUGACUUAGUUGCAGAAUAAAUAGUUCGUGGGUGGAAGAUGUCUAUGGAUGUGACGUUUCUGGGGACAGGUGCAGCAUACCCCUCCCCAACCCGGGGUGCCUCUGCUCUGGUCCUUCGGUGUGAGGGCGAGUGCUGGCUCUUUGACUGUGGGGAAGGAACCCAGACACAGCUUAUGAAAAGCCAACUUAAAGCAGGGAGAAUUACCAAGAUCUUCAUCACGCAUCUUCAUGGAGACCAUUUCUUUGGCCUUCCUGGCCUCCUCUGCACAAUCAGCCUGCAGAGUGGCUCCAUGGUCACCAAACAGCCUAUCGAAAUCUACGGCCCUGCAGGGCUUCGAGACUUUAUCUGGCAAACCAUGGAACUUUCUCACACGGAGUUGGUCUUCCCUUAUGUUGUCCAUGAGCUGGUGCCUACAGCGGAUCAGUGUCCUACAGAAGAACUGAAAGAAUUUGUACACAUGACUAGAGCAGACAGCCCUCCCAAAGAGGGACAAGGAAGAACUAUCCUGUUAGACUCAGAAGAAAACUCAUACCUUCUGGUUGAUGAUGAACAGUUUGUUGUGAAAGCAUUUCGCCUCUUUCACCGAAUACCUUCCUUUGGGUUUUCAGUCAUGGAGAAGAAACGCCCAGGGAAACUCAAUGCCCAGAAACUGAAAGACCUCGUUUGCUUAUUGAGAGAAAUCCUUGGAGCCAAAAGAUGUUAUUCAAAGCAAAAACCAAGUGUUCCGCCAGGUCCUGCCUAUGGGAAGCUGAAAAAUGGAAUUUCUGUUGUUCUGGAAAAUGGAGUUACAAUUUCUCCCCAGGAUGUCUUAAAAAAACCUAUCGUUGGAAGAAAAAUCUGCAUUUUGGGUGACUGUUCUGGGGUUGUGGGUGAUGGAGGAGUGAAGCUGUGCUUUGAAGCAGACCUGUUGAUCCAUGAAGCGACCCUGGAUGACGCCCAGAUGGACAAAGCAAAGGAGCACGGCCACAGCACGCCACAGAUGGCAGCAGCAUUUGCAAAGUUGUGCCAAGCAAAGAGGCUGGUUCUGACUCACUUCAGUCAGAGGUACAAACCAGUUGCCUUGGCCAGAGAAGGAGAAACAGAUGGGAUUGUAGAACUAAAAAAGCAAGCUGAAUCAGUGUUAGAUCUCCAAGAAGUGACUUUGGCGGAAGAUUUUAUGGUGAUUGGCAUUCCGAUCAAGAAAUGAAACCAGUGUUCUGAAUGCGUACUGACAUGUCUGUGAAUAUGUUACUGAACCAACAGUCCAGUUUGUUAUUGU